GGAUGGAAUUCUAUGGAGACAGUAAUUUCAGCUGAAAGGCUGGCCCUGACCCUACAAUCAACUGGCAGCUUAAGAGAAGCACAAGAACUUUUUGAAAGGUGUCUUGAUGCACGGAAAAGCUUACUUCCUCCCAACCAUAUUCAGAUUAGCGCCAACAUGCUUCACAUUGCCAGGGUAGCAAUGCUAAAUUCCAACCAAUUAAGGAAGAGGCACGUUUCUGAAGCAAUUGGUGAGCUUGACCGAGCGAAAGAACUAUUAGACAAUUCGAUAAGGAUAGCACGCCAUGUUUUAAGUAAAUCAAUGAAACAGAAAGGUGAAAAGCACAAUUAUGGAGCAGACAGAGAAACUAUAAGAGAUAGGCGUGCCACAUUGGUCAUACUGUUACAAUCACUUCAAGCUCUUGGGCUUCUGGAGAUCACAAAGCAAGAGAUACAGGAGACAGAGCUAAAGGAAAAUUUGCCUUUUCAUGAGGCUGAAAGUGUACUAUUUGAAUGCAUUGCUGCUUACAAAGAGAGCAAAUCCAAAGAGUUCGCAACAGAGGAGUCAAUUAGUGAUUCUCCAGAAGUGAAGGCAGAGUAUCUUUCAUGUCUGAAACAUCUUUCCAAUUUAAUGGGUGACGCCAAUGUUCGGGGGACACACAAUUCUAGGGAAGCUACUUUGCAAGAAUUGAAAGAGGAAAUCAAGCAUUUAGAACUUGAAACUUCUCCCAAUAGAAGAUAUAAACACUAAAACUGUGGCCAAUUUCGGUAUAACCGGAGGUUACAGCUGGAGAACGAUCAUCUAUUUGUUUGCUUGAAGUAACUGGUUCAGUCCCUCUGUGACGUGCAUACAAAAAUUAGGGCGAGGAGGUUCAAUUCAAUUUGUAAGCUAUACCAUACAUAAAAUAAGAAGAGUAAUGCUACAUUUAUACUAUCCAUUACAUCAUUUUUAUUACAUCAUCACCAUUUUAUUAAUAAUUAUUUUAUUAUAAUAUUAAAAUUUUAAAAUAAUUAAAAUUUUGUGUAAAUGUGGGAUAUGUCACAUCAUGGUGUAAUGAAAAUGAUAUAAUGCGUAGUGUAGAUGUAGCAUUACUCAAAUAAGAAUGGUCAGGGUAGUGUUGUUUCCUUUUCUUAGCCAUUUUCCCGGAAUUUUCUUGGUAACUCUGUACAAUGUC
Pistacia vera is the source of this 1153-nucleotide messenger RNA. RefSeq lists its product as uncharacterized. Gene Ontology annotation, molecular function: protein binding. The record is from RefSeq and is a predicted model, not a curated record. The transcript is spliced from 8 exons. Lineage: Eukaryota; Viridiplantae; Streptophyta; Magnoliopsida; Sapindales; Anacardiaceae. The coding region runs from base 13 to 729 and encodes 238 amino acids.